AUGCUACUACGCUCGCUACUGGGGCCCGCGCCCUUCGCCUUCUUCCUCGCCGCGCUUUCCGUUCUUCUUCCCUUCGCCGACGCCGAGCGCCUAAUCCAAUCCAAGUCGCUCAACCCGUGCCUGGCCAACUCCAGCUUCUCGGCCACCCUCUUCAACGUCCUCUUCACCCCGGACAAUGAAACCUUGACCUUCGACUUCGUCGGUGUUUCCGACAUCUCUGGAAAUGUGACCCUGGAACUGCAGCUGUUCGUCUACGGCUACCGCGCCUACCGCAAGUCCUUGAUCCCCUGCGAGAACGCCGAUCUCAAGAAGGGUCUUUGCCCCAUGAACACCGGUCAAAUCAAGCUCAAGUCCAACAUUCCGCUGGACGCCGACAUCAUCAAGAACAUUCCUAACAUCGCUUACAAUGUUCCCGACCUUGACGGCAUUGUCCAAAUCUACAUCAAUGACACCAACACCAACCAGCCGUUGGCUUGCGUCGAGGCCGAGCUGUCCAACGGGAAGACUGUGUACCAGAAAGGUGUCGGAUGGGCCACCGCGGCCAUUGCAGGCCUCGGUUUGGCCGCUUCGGCCAUCACCUCCGGGCUUGGGCAUUCCAACACCGCCGCUCACGUUGCCGCCAACGCGCUCUCCCUAUUCGGUUAUUUCCAGGCCCAGGCCUUUAUCGGUAUGACUGCAGUGGAAUUACCGCCCAUUGUAAUGUCGUGGACCCAGAACUUCCAAUGGAGCAUGGGUAUCAUCAAGGUUACCUUCUUGCAAGAAAUGGCCACUUGGUACCAGCGUGCCACCGGAGGAACUCCGUCAACUGUUUUGUCGGAUCUUAGCACGGAGUCCGUUCAGGUUCAAAAGAGAUCGUUGGCCAUGGCAGCCAAACUCGUCAGGCGCACUGCCGCAGUCGCGGCUAGAGGCGCCAACGCUCUCGCAAAGAGAAGCGCCAGCGAUGAGACGAGCACUGUGACGGUCCGUGGUAUCGAAAGAGUCGGUUUCCGUGCCAACAUCGAGCUCACCAAUAUCUUCCUCACUGGAUACGCGUUCUUUUUGAUCUUCGUCCUUUUCGUCAUAUUGGGCGUAUGCUUGUUCAAGGGUCUUCUCGAGGGUCUGGCCAAGGGUGGACAACUGAGUGGUAACAAGUUCCAAGAAUUCCGCAACGGCUGGUUGACAGUCUUGAAGGGAAUCAUGUUCCGCAUUGUUCUGAUUGGCUUUCCUCAAAUGGUUGUGCUUUGCUUCUGGGAGCUCACCAAGAGGGAUUCGGCCGCUGAAAUCGUUCUGGCCAUCUUCACGAUUGUCACGAUGGUGUGCAUUCUCGGAUGGGCGUCGUCCAAGGUCAUUCGCAUCGCUCAACGCUCCAUUACAAUGCACAAGAACCCGGCUUACAUCCUUUACUCGGACCCCGUCUCCCUGAACAAGUGGGGCUUCCUUUACGUGCAGUUCAAGGCGACGGCCUACUACUUCAUUGUUCCGGUCCUGGGUUACACCUUGGUCAAGGGCAUGUUUAUCGCUCUGGGCCAAAACAGCGGUACCACGCAAGCGAUUGCAUUGCUCCUGCUCGAGGCGGCUAGUCUCAUCGCCGUCAGCAUCUUGCGCCCAUAUAUGGACAAGAAGACGAACGUCUUCAACAUUGCUAUUGCGGCGAUCAACUUCAUCAGCGCCAUCUUCCUUCUCAUUUUCACCGGCGUUUUCAACCAGCCGGGUCUCGUGACCGGUGUCAUGGGUGUCAUCUUCUUCAUCUACAACGCAGUUUUUGCACUCGUGCUCCUCUUCAUGGUUCUCGGGGCCUCAUACCUUGCCCUGACCUCCAAGAACCCCGAUACCCGGUACCAGCCCAUGCGUGACGAUCGUGGCUCUUUCAUCAAGUCCGAGGCGCAGCUCACGACCGAGCUUGACGCGCUGGGCGCGACUGCUCGUGGCGAUGGCAAGAACGGCUACAAGCCUCGUACCGGAAUUGACGACGAUGACGACUCGUUCUCGUCGGGCUCGCUCGAACGCGCUGCUGCGCAACCAAAGGGUGCGGAAGCAGGCUACUACGGUGGACCCCGCACCCCAGUCGAUUCUUCCGUGCCCAUGUUCCCUGCGAAUGGGGCGGACAACCGCACCGCACCACCAACCUACUCAUCACCCCGUGGUAACACGGCGCCGUAUGGCCCCGGUACCUACACCCGGACGAAUAGUCAGAGGAGCGAUGGUGGCUUCAGGCAGCAGAACAACGCAAGUCCGUGGCAGAGGGGCGCUGGCUAUGACCACUGA
Molecule: messenger RNA, 2244 nt
Organism: Aplosporella prunicola CBS 121167
Lineage: Eukaryota; Fungi; Ascomycota; Dothideomycetes; Botryosphaeriales; Aplosporellaceae
Exons: 4
Coding region: 1-2244 (747 amino acids)
Biological process (GO): fungal-type cell wall biogenesis; transmembrane transport
Source: RefSeq, a predicted model, not a curated record